This is a messenger RNA of Pelagomonas calceolata, 1177 nucleotides long. NCBI's taxonomy places the organism in Eukaryota, Pelagophyceae, Pelagomonadales, Pelagomonadaceae. The record is from the annotation of a GenBank genome assembly.
GCCCAUCUGGCUGCCCCCAGGCCUACACGGCACGCAGGCCUCGACGCCUUGCACGGCACAGGAAGGGCUGCCUCGCGUUGGGACCGAGCGAUGGCGCAGCUCCUCGGCGGGCUGGACGUCGUCUACGCGGAGGAAGAGCCUGCCGAGAGCAGCAGCGCCGACGAUUCUGACGACGACUCGGACGCAUCGCUGGGCAGCGGCGGCGCGGCGGCGGCGCGGGCCGCGGCGGUCGCGCGCGGCGGCGGCGGCGCCGCGGCGGCGGCGGUCGUCGCCGAGAACGGGCUCGCGAGCCUGCGGCGCGCGCGGCUCGCGCCGGGCGUCUUCGGCGCCGCUGUGGCGCUGCGCAACGAGCCGCGCGCGGCGCGGCGCAUCGAGGUCGCGGCGGUGCGAGCGGCGGCUCGCGCGCCCGGCGUCGCGGCCGGCGACGUGCUCGUGGCCAUCAACGGGAAGCCGCUGCCGCGCGGCGCCUCGGCCGAGGAGCUGCAGGACCUCGUGCGGUCGAACCCCAAGUACGCGCUCGCGGCCGUCGACGCGCUCCUCUGGCGCGGGCGCGCGGCGGCCGGCGGCGGCGCGCCCGCCGGCGGCGAGCUCUGCGUCCACUGCUGUGCGGAAAUCACACUUCGGGCGCCCCACGCCAUCGACGCGAUGCUGUCUCCGUAGCUGCCCUGCUCGAUGGCGUGGAGUUUCCAGGCCAUCGACGCGACGUUGUCCCCGUGACCGCGCGUGGAGGUUCGAUAACCUAACUCACUGGUUGAUUUCCACACAGGUCCACUGCGGCGCGGGCGCGGCCGGCGUGACGUGGGCGCGCGUCGCGUUUCCCGGGCGCGCCGCGCUCGACGGCGCGUUCGCGGCGGCGGCCGUCGGCGGCCGCGCGGCGCGGCUCCACGUCCGGCCCGGCGACGUCCUCGUCGGCCUCAACCACGAGCCCGUGCCGCGGCGCCACGCCGCGGCCGCGCUGCUCCAGCGCUUCUCGUCCGCGGCCGCGCGCGGCGCGCUGACGCUCAACCUCUGGCGCUGCCACGACGCCGACGUGCUCGACGAGAUCCGCCGCCAGUGCGCCGCCGCCGAGGCGCGGUCGCUCGCCGUCGACCCGUCCGUCGCGGCGCGGCUCCCACGACAGCCCGGACGGCCCGCGGCGGCCGACGCGCGCUGCCCCGGCGACGGGUGUUUCUUGUAA